GCGGUGACGACGCUGCACCGCAGCCAGGUAGCGGGCAUGCAGGCAACGCGCCGCAUGUUCUCAGACGCACCGGCAUCGAGUACACGUGCUGACAAAUUUGGGCCUAUCACAUGGAGUGGACUCGCUCUGGCGGGCAUUGUGGGCAGUGGCGCUGUGUAUUACUACUACUCGGAGAAGGAUCGACUGCAGACCCAAUCCACGUCUAAGGUGACGUCUGUGGGCAAGCCAUUACUGGGAGGACCGUGGACUCUCGUGGAUUGCGAUACGAGGCGUGCAGUGACGGACGCGUCGUUCCGCGGCAAGUACUCGCUGUUGUACUUUGGCUUCACGCACUGCCCCGACAUCUGCCCGAAUGAGUUGGUGCGCAUCGGCGAUGUGCUGGACACGUUGGAGGCUGAGAACUGUCCGGAGGUUGUGCCGCUGUUUGUGACGGUGGACCCCAAGCGAGACACAAUCGCACAGAUGCAGGCCUACAAGGCGGACUUCCACCCCAAGUUCAAGAUGCUCACAGGCACCCGCGAUCAGGUGGCCGACAUCACGAAGGCCUACCGCGUCUACUUCUCCAAGGCCGAUGAAAACGAAGAUGACGACGACGAUUACCUGGUGGACCACUCCAUCGUCAUGUACCUUGUCGGCCCCGAUGGCGAAUUCCUCGACUUCUUUACGCAGGCUGCCCGCGUGGAUGACAUCGCUGCAAAGAUUAAAACGUAUUUUAAGGCGUAGAAUUU
This is a messenger RNA of Phytophthora infestans T30-4, 728 nucleotides long. RefSeq names its product SCO1 family protein. Bases 37 to 723 code for a protein of 228 amino acids. The transcript is spliced from 3 exons. The record is from RefSeq and is a predicted model, not a curated record. Lineage: Eukaryota; Oomycota; Peronosporomycetes; Peronosporales; Peronosporaceae. Gene Ontology annotation, biological process: mitochondrial respiratory chain complex IV assembly.